AGUUUUUCUGCACACUCAAAAAGUGACUUAAAGACAUGGGGAGGACACCAUGCUGUGAUAAGACCAAAGUGAAAAGGGGACAGUGGUCUCCAGAGGAAGAUGAAAUUCUCAAGAAUUAUAUGCUUAAACAUGGCACUGCUGGCAGUUGGAUUACUCUUCCACAUAAAGCUGGGCUAAAUCGGUGCAGCAAGAGUUGCAGAUUAAGAUGGCUGAAUUAUCUGAGACCAGACAUCAAACUUGGAAAUUUUACACAGGAGGAAGACAACAUUAUCCAUUCUCUCUACUCUCAACUUGGAAGCAGAUGGUCUGUUAUAGCAUCUAAACUUUCAACGAGAACAGACAAUGAUGUGAAGAAUCAUUGGAAUAGCAAGUUGAAGAAGAAGUUUUUAGCAAUAAAAGCCAACUCCGACAAUGAUAGCAAGCAAGUUUUCAAUUCUUCAAAACAAGAAGUCUAUUCUCCAAUGAAAUUUCCAUUUCAGUUUUCAAGUUGGGACUCUACUGAUAAUAAUAGCAAAAACAUGAUUCAAAAUGACAAAAUGUAUCCAAGAUUCAUUGAGGACCAAUCCACAGAAGGAGGAUCAAUGCCAUCCUCUUCACUUGAUGAUGUUGGGUGGUUUGAAAGCUACUUCCCAAUGAAUUCCAACACUGAUGAAAUUAUGGGUAGCAAUGACAUAAUUGAUUUUCCACCUACUUUCACCUGAUAUGCUUGCAGAUUCAUAUUAUUUCAUUGAGAUGUAUGAUUAAACAACAGAAAUUAUGUAAAAGAUACAAGGCAAAUGUAAUCUCUCAUUCCUUUAGCAUUUAGAUGAUUUAUUAGUGAAAUUAUGACAUCAACUAGAAAAGAAACAUGAGAAGUAUACAAGCAUUAAAGAAAAGGGGGUGUUUUAUAUAUUAAAGUAAUUUAAUUUCA
This is a messenger RNA of Capsicum annuum, 910 nucleotides long. Its product is annotated as transcription factor RAX2. The record is from RefSeq and is a predicted model, not a curated record. The transcript is spliced from 3 exons. NCBI's taxonomy places the organism in Eukaryota, Viridiplantae, Streptophyta, Magnoliopsida, Solanales, Solanaceae. Bases 36 to 701 code for a protein of 221 amino acids.